Molecule: messenger RNA, 882 nt
Organism: Prorocentrum cordatum
Lineage: Eukaryota; Dinophyceae; Prorocentrales; Prorocentraceae
Source: the annotation of a GenBank genome assembly
GGGCUGACUCCGGGGAUGCGGAGCGCCAGGGGCAGCAAGCCCGCGAACCUCCUGGACUCCCGUAAGCCCGAAGUGGUUGAAUUCACCUCCGACGUGGGCAGGAAGAUGUUCGGGUUCAGCCACGAGGAGAUGGACAACUCCACGGCCUACUAUGAGGGGCACUUCAAAAUGAAUAUGAGGCAGGGGGAAGGCGUGCUCCAUGCCCCGGACGCGGGCGCCAAGUACGUGGGGCAGUUCCAGGCUGAUCGAUACCACGGCCACGGGGACAACACGUGGUCAGACGGCAGCAGGUACAAGGGGCAGUGGGUCCGCGGCCAGAAGCACGGACAGGGCGAGUACACCAGCGCCGACGAGCUGAAGUAUACUGGGCGCUGGGAGAACGGCGUGCGGCACGGCCAGGGCGUGCAGGAGUACGCCAACAGCGACUGGUACGAAGGCGGUUGGUUCAGGGGGCUGUGCAGUGGCCGGGGUGUCUAUCACUUCGCGGACGGAUCCAGCUACGAGGACGGCACGUGGGCCCACGGCCGCUACGACGGCCCUGGCGUCUUGCACUGCGCCAACGGCACAUGUGAGCGCCACAGGUACAGUUGCGGGCUGCUUGUGAAGCGGGAGGUGCUUCCCUUGGCCCUGGGCCGCGGGACCCUUGGGAAAGCCCUCACGGGCAAGGCGGACCUGUCCCAGACCAGAGAGCAAAUGCACAAGCCGACGGUGAGGGCCAAGAACCAGAUGUCAAGGUACUUGAUCAACCGAGAGACGGCUGGCGUGGAGACCUCUCGGCACCGCCUCUGUGGCGGAGCUCACCGUCGCCUCCGCCUGGCGCCCUCGAGGGCGGCGAGGUGGUGGCCGCGCUGGAGGACGGCCCCGUGGAGCCCCGAGUGGUGA